Messenger RNA from Peronospora matthiolae, 378 nucleotides. The record is from the annotation of a GenBank genome assembly. NCBI's taxonomy places the organism in Eukaryota, Oomycota, Peronosporomycetes, Peronosporales, Peronosporaceae.
AUGACUCAAGUAGAGAUCCGCACCGUGAGUCCCGUUGGCAGCCCCAUGUGCCCGAGUGCCAUUGCCUCGCCCUGGACCAAGGAUGGCACGUACAUCAUCGAGGCCACGCGCAAGGCCCACGCCUGUUGCAAGUCGUGCGAUGCCACGAUCGACGCGGGUCGCUUACGUGUCGGUGUCGUCUAUCAACACCGUAACGGCUUCGUGUGCAUCAACUGGCAUCACGUCGAGUGCUACAAGGCUGUGAGCGAGAUCCCGCUCCAGUGUCUAGAAGGCUUUAGUGACCUCAAUCCACAGCAACAAGAGGUGGUCGAGAGUUACCACCGACUCGCGAACAUCGAGCCGCACUAUCUGCCACCGGCCCGCAGCUGCUUAACAUGA